GCAGAGAGCCAUGCAGGUCUGAAGUGUGUGAGGGUCUCUCAGCUGAAGCUGCCUCCCUCCCUGGAAGAUGGUCCUGCUGCUCGGUCUGCUUUUAACCCUCUGUGGAGCCCCGAGUCUGUGUCUGGAGGAAGACACAUCCUUUCUCUUGGAUGGAGACAUCCGUCACUUGGCCGUGGACAGUAACACGGUUUACAUCGCCACUGAAGAGAAACUGUACCAGCUGAACCACGACCUGACCCCGGUCCACAGUCUGACCCUGAGAGGAGUCCUGAAUCCGGACACGGAGGACUUCCACAGAGUUCCUGCUGCCGCUGGCUGGAACGCAACUUUCAGGGUCAAUGUUUUAUUACCGUUUGAGAAGAAUCAGUCUGUGAUCAGCUGCGGUGUGAUCGAUGGAGCGUGUGGAUACUGUGAGAUUCUGGACCUGAACAACAUCUCCAACAUUCUGCACAAGGAAAACUUCCAGGUGGGGCCAGCCAAACGCAGCAGCGCGUCCGUCGCUUUUCUGGUGACCCUGAAGAAAAACCAGCCUCGCAGUGACUCUUAUAUUCUGACUGCGAUACAACAGGACGGGUCUGGAGAGGAGAAAUGUCCCUCUGAUUCAGGAACCGCAGUUCUCCUCAGACAGAGCAACAUGACCUCUGUUCUGGCAGUGAGGCAGAACAGCUGGAUGGUUUUCUUCAUCGGGACUGGAGACGGGCAGCUCAUCAAGCUUGCUGUGGACAGGAACUAUCACACCACCUGUCCCAGAGUGCUCUACAUGUCCAACCAGGACCGCCGAGUGUUUCCCAGAAUGCACCUGGAUCCAGUGGAUCAUAAACAUGUGUAUGUGCCAUUUCAAAAUGAGGUGAAGCGUGUGGCUGUAGCAAAGUGCAGCACACACACAAAUGUCCAGGAGUGGUGGACUGCUCAGGAUCCAUACUGUGUGUGGUGUGUCUCCAAAGGAAGCUGCACCUUUGAAGAUGACUGUGAGGACUCCCACUGGCUGUCCAUUCCUGAUGUCUUCCAGCAGAAACUGAUUUCCCACAAAGUUGUUGAAGACGGGACUGGACAGCUCACUCUGAACAUCCAGACUCAUGUGAAUGUGAGCAAAGACACGCGGUUCGCCUGUCAGUUCUCCACAACUUCUGGGGAGCUUUGUAGCCGGGAUGGCCUUCCUCCACAGUUCCCACAAUGCACCUGCAUCCUUUCUAAACAGACUGUUCCUCCUGAAGGCCUGCUGGUCACUGUAAAGAUGGCGCUUGGCUCAACAAGUCUGACCGAACAACUGCAGUUAAUGAACUGUUCUGAUAUGAGUGGACCACCAACCCGAGUCUUGUGUCAGCAGUGUAUCAAAGCCGGCUGUGAAUGGAGCAACAACAGCUGUUCCUGGGCUAAUGAACGACUGUUAAAUGACAGUGUGUGUCAAACGCUGCAGUCUGAGCUGAACUUUCCUAAGCCUGAGAUCUCCUCCAUCAGCCCCAGCAUUGUGUCUUUCUAUGGAAGAAACCACGCAGUGUUGUCAGGUGGUAACCUCAGCGGUGUGACCGGAGUGAGGAUGCAGGCAGACCUGGACUGUACGCCACAGGAGUCUCCUGUCUGGAACAACAGCGGCUCCAGUCUGACCUUCCACAUUCCCAGAGCAAACCGUAAAGGGACAGUGAAAGCCUGCGUUCUCCUCCCAGACGGCAGUUGCCACGGUGACGCGAGCAUCACCUACCAGUCGUCACCUUCCUGUCGAGACAUUUCACCGAGGAACUCCUGGAUCAGUGGGGGGAGGAAGAUCACACUCACUGGAUCUCACCUGGAGUUUGUGGAGGGGGUCAUUCACAGCCGAGCCCCUCAGGAAGUCCAACCUCCGACUGACAGGAACCAUCAGAAUCUCACCUUCAAGUCACCUGCAGCUACAAAUCCCUCCAGAGUUUCCAGCAGUUCUCUUCUGUUGAAAGUCGCCAAUGAAACCUUGAUCUGCUCCACAAACCUGAUCUACCAUCCAGACCCAGAGUUCACCAGCUUCACAUCCACACAGAGGGGUGACCACGUCCAGAUCACCAUACAGAGAAAAGCAGACAAACUGGAGAUAACACCAGCGGAGUUGUCAGUAUGGGGGGAGCAGGAGGAGAAACGAUACCCCUGCAUCAUGGAAGACAAAGACCCCGGUGAAGAGUUCAACUUUUACUCUUGUGAGAUUCAGAGCCCACCCAGCGCACAGUUCCAGACGUUAAUGAUUAAAUACGGUGACAAGACAGUGUUACUUGCUCCUCCAAUGUUAAUGCCUCCAGUCAUUGUCAUCCUGCGCUUCAUGCUGAUCCCCUGUGUUAUUGCUGUGCUGGUGUUUGUCUGUCUGUGGGAUAAGAAAGUCAUCACGAAGAGGAACAGACACUGA
This is a messenger RNA of Salarias fasciatus (jewelled blenny), 2365 nucleotides long. Its product is annotated as plexin-C1-like. NCBI's taxonomy places the organism in Eukaryota, Metazoa, Chordata, Actinopteri, Blenniiformes, Blenniidae. Gene Ontology annotation, biological process: regulation of cell shape; semaphorin-plexin signaling pathway; positive regulation of axonogenesis. Gene Ontology annotation, molecular function: protein binding; semaphorin receptor activity. The record is from RefSeq and is a predicted model, not a curated record. The transcript is spliced from 16 exons. Bases 68 to 2365 code for a protein of 765 amino acids. Gene Ontology annotation, cellular component: semaphorin receptor complex; plasma membrane.